AUGACGCCGCGGAAAAAACAUGGCAUAAUUUCAUCACAGUGUUUCAUAAAUUCAAAUAAUGAGAAAAGUGCUAGCACAGGAAGUGUUGCAAAUGCUCAAGAAUCUUCUUCACUAGGUAGAAAGGAGGUAAAGCGUGGAGGGAGGGAUUCAAGUGAUGCAACUAUGACUGCGGCCUUCCCAAAAGCACAUGGGGUCGAGAAUGCGUCACGAUGCUCAGGCUUAGAAAACACCGGCAACACGACCUCACCUCAUUUCCAUAAAUCUGUUACACCGCCGAACACUGAUUGCGCAAAAGCGCAUCUGCUUAGAUAA
Cercopithifilaria johnstoni is the source of this 312-nucleotide messenger RNA. Lineage: Eukaryota; Metazoa; Nematoda; Chromadorea; Rhabditida; Onchocercidae. The record is from the annotation of a GenBank genome assembly.